Molecule: messenger RNA, 2121 nt
Organism: Suncus etruscus (white-toothed pygmy shrew)
Lineage: Eukaryota; Metazoa; Chordata; Mammalia; Eulipotyphla; Soricidae
Gene: GP1BA
Product: glycoprotein Ib platelet subunit alpha
Exons: 2
Coding region: 1-2121 (706 amino acids)
Cellular component (GO): plasma membrane
Molecular function (GO): protein binding
Source: RefSeq, a predicted model, not a curated record
AUGGACAGGGUGGGAGGUGUGGAAGAGGGUGUGGAAGAGGAUGGGAUCUUGAAGGCUGCAGCUGGAGCCCCCAUGCCUCUUCCCCUCUUGCUGCUGCUGUUGCUGCUGCUGCUGCCGCUGCCAAGCACUUCCCAGUCCAUCUGUGAGGUCUCUGAAGUGGCCAACCAGAGAGAAACGAACUGUGAGAAGCGGGGGCUGAAGGCACUGCCUCCAGACCUGUCAGCAGACACAUCUAUUCUCCUCCUGGGUGAGAACCCCCUGGGCACUUUCUCCGUGGCUUCUGUGGUACAUCUGACUCACCUUUCUCAGCUGUACCUGCGUGAAAGUCAGUUGACGAACCUGCAAACUGAUGGUACACUUCCACAGCUGAAGACCCUGGAUAUAUCCCAUAAUAAGCUGAAAAGCCUACCCUUGCUCGGAAGAUCUCUGCCAGCACUCAUAACCCUGGAUAUCUCCUUCAACCAGCUGGCUUCAUUGUCUCCCCGGGCUCUGGAUGGCCUGGGUCAACUCCAUGAGCUCUAUUUGCGUGGCAAUAAAUUGAAGACUCUGCCCCCUGGGCUCCUGGUGCCCACAUCCCAGUUGAAGAAGCUCGAUCUGGCUGAGAACAAGUUGCAAGAGCUGCCCCCUGGGCUCCUGGAUGGGCUGGGGGAACUGGACACACUCUACCUCCAAGGGAACUGGCUUCGUACAAUACCAAAGGGCUUCUUUGGACACCUCCUCCUGCCUUUUACUUUUCUCCACAGCAACCCCUGGUACUGUGACUGUGAAAUCCUCUACUUCAGACGCUGGCUGAAGGAUAAUGAAAAUAAUGUCUAUUUAUGGAAGGAGGGUGUGGAUGUCAAGGCUAUGACCCCAAAUGUGGGAAGUGUGCAAUGUGUCAAUUUGGCCAAAGUUCCUGUCUACGCAUACCCAGGGAAGGGCUGUCCCACUCUUGGUGAUGGGGAUGACACAGACGACUAUGAUAACUAUGACGAAGAGGACCAGGAAGAUGCUAAGGUACCUGUCACAAGGGCUGUGGUCAGGUUCUCCACUGACAGCAAAACUCAUACAACCCAGUGGGGCUUACUCCACUCAGCAUCUACUGCUUCCCUAUACAGACAAAAGCCAGACUUGACUUCAAUCCCAGAAUUUACUGAGAAACAGACCACAUUCCCACUAACCACUAAAUCCACUACAUUUGCUCAAACUCAAAAAUUUAGUGAACCCAUCAAAACCCAAGUUACCCCUGAGCCCACCACAACCCGCACCACGCCCAAGCCCACCACAACCCUCACCACGCCCAAGCUCACCACAACCCGUACCACCCCCAAACCCACUACAACCCUCACCACGCCCAAGCUCACCACAACCCGCACCACGCCUAAACCCACCACAACCCGCACCACGCCUACACCCACCACAACCCGCACCACGCCCAAGCCCACCACAACUCACACUACUCCUGAACCCACAGAAUCUACAACCCCAAUAUCCACCACUUUAGAACCAAUCAUACCAUCAACAGCCCCAAAGCCCUCAAUCCAAAUCAGUCCAGAAACUACAAGCUCAACUACUCUAGAGUCUUGUACAACCCAGGUCAUCUCAGAACCAACCACAACCUCCACACCUACCUCACUCCCAACCACCUUAGAACCUACCACAACACUUCUCUUUGAAUUUAUCAAUGUCUCGAAUGUCCGUGGGAUACGUCAAGGAAACUUGGGUUACUCUAGAAAUCAACCUUUAAAUGUAGAUGCUUGCUGUCUCUUCCCUCUGGGCUUCUAUAUCUUGAAUCUCCUUUGGCUCCUGUUGGCUUCUGUGAUCCUCAUCCUACUGCUUAUUUGGGUCUGGCAUGUGAAACCACAGGCCCUAGACUUCAGUCCAUUGAUUGCCCUGACCACCUCCAUUUAUUCUACACAUGUGGAGCUGCAGAGGGGAAGGCAAGUGACAGUACCCCGGGCCUGGCUGCUAUUUCUUGAAGGGUCACUCCCUAUUUUCCGCUCCAGCCUCUUUCUGUGGAUUCGGUCUAAUGGGCGUGUGGGGCCUCUAGUAGCAGGACGGAGGCCCUCAGCUCUGAGUGUGGGUCGUGGUCAGGACCUACUAGGAACAGUAGGUGUUAGGUACUCUGGCCACAGCCUCUAA